Messenger RNA from Panonychus citri (citrus red mite), 996 nucleotides. RefSeq lists its product as uncharacterized. Gene Ontology annotation, cellular component: nucleus. The transcript has 2 exons. NCBI's taxonomy places the organism in Eukaryota, Metazoa, Arthropoda, Arachnida, Trombidiformes, Tetranychidae. The record is from RefSeq and is a predicted model, not a curated record. The coding region runs from base 171 to 776 and encodes 201 amino acids.
AUUAGCUUUUUUCUCUCUCUCUCUCGUUUUCAUUUGAUUUUGAUUUGAUUUCUUUUUAAUUGUUUUAUUUUUUUCUCUAUUAAUCUUUUUAUUACUUUAAUUACUGUGACAAUUAACUCAUUUACAGAGUCAUCAAUAGCCUGUGGAAAUUUAUUAUUUUACGAAACGAAAUGUUAAAUUCUGAUGUUCAAGUUCCAUUUCCUGAUCAUGUUUCUCAUCCCAUUGAUGAUGUAAAUAUUUCACAAAUUUUGGACAUUACCAAUAUCGGUGGUAGAUUAGUUCAUUAUGUCUUAUUGGAAGGUGGUAAAAAAACGCUAAUGCCUUCAACUUUGACAAAUGUUUUGGUUCCUCAAUUGGUUAUUGAAUUUUAUCAGAAGAAAAUAUUCUUUGUAAACAUUUACAAUCAAAGUAUGCGUCCAAUUAAGAAAAAUAUGCGUCGACAUGCUAGAAAAUCAACCAAACAACGAGUCUUUUCCAGUUCAUCGUCAUCAUCUGCAUCUAAACUUUUACAACCACCUUAUUCCACCCAACCACAACAACAACUUCCACAACCAACAACAUUAUCUACAAAAUUUUCUUCGCUAUUAGCUAAACCAAAACCAUUAUUCACCUCACUAGCCAAAUCUUUAACCUGCCAACUUCAAGCUAAAGCUCAAUCAAAGACACAAUCAACUCCAGUGGUUAUCAAAACAAAACCUAAACCUUUAUCAAAACAACUACAAGAUCAACGAUUACAGCAACUGAAACUCCAACAACAGGAGCAAUCAAAUCCCUAGAAUCAUCAUUGAUUAAUCAUUAAGCCUUUAUUCAAUUUUCAUCAUUUUAUUCUGUCCCGUUAUUACCUGAAAUUCAUUAUUUAUAUUCCCGAUUAUACUUUAUUACUUUAAACUUUUUGCAAGCAAAUUGACACGAAAAAGUUUCAACCCAUCGAAAGUACAAACGAUAAAUAAGCCAUAAAUUGAUUAAUACUAAUUGUUACUCACUUGUUUCAACAAC